AUAUUAGCUAUAGCUAUGGCAAAUGUAAUGCUACUAAAGUUUAAUGCUUUGUAAGUGGUUUCAAAUUAGAAAUUAUCCUUGAACGAAAGAUAUGGGGACACGAAAAGUUUUGGUGACCGGAUCCUCCUCUGGAAUUGGUUUGGCGCUGGCUGUCCGUCUCGCAAAAGAUAAAUUAAGGCGCUUCAAAGGUAAGAAGACUCUGGAGAGAACAGCUGGAAAAUCCCUCAACAUAUCGCUGGAGAUCCGACAGCUGGAUGCCACCUGUGAGGACUCCAUCAGAGAGUGUGUCAACAGCUUAACAGAUCGACAAGUGGAAUGGAUGUUGAAUAAAACCGGUGUGGGUAUGAUUGGUCCUUUGGAGUGUCAGAAUGUAAGUGCUAUGCAGGAACUCUUCAACACUAACUUCUUUGGGCUGGUGAGACUGGUAAAGGAACUGCUGCAUGACAUGAAGCGGUGUCAGAGUGGACACAUCAUAGUGAUGGGCAGCGUCCUGGGAAUCCAGGGACUACUUUUCAAUGAUGUAUAUGCUGCCUCUAAAUUUGCUGUAGAGGGGUUUUGUGAGAGUCUUGCCGUGCAAGCUAUGAAGUUCAAUGUCAACAUGACGUUAGUGGAGCCAGGCCCAGUUGUAACGGAGUUUGAGAAGAAAGUGUAUGAAGAGGCAGAGAAGAUGGAUCUCUCAGAGACUGACGAGGAGACAGCUCGCAUCUUCCGUCAGAUCUACCUGAAAUAUUCACAUGAAGUUUUUUACUCAGUAGGCCAGACACCUAAGGAAGUGGCAGAGAAAACUCUCCAGCUAAUUGUGUCCAAAAACCCUCCAUUUCGUCAUCAGACCAAUCGUUUGUACAGGCCACUGACUGCCACGAAGCAUGCUGAACCUACAGGGCAUCUACCCAUAGAUCCAUUCUAUAAAUUGAUCUUCCAGCAUGACCAUAUGUUCAAUGCUAGUCUGAGUAUUCUACGCAUACUUCACAGGAGAAUGGGUGCUGCCUAAAAAGCUCUCCAUUGAUUCUGAUGAAGAAAAACUUUACAAAACCAUUUCAGAGACAGUUUUAUGCCCCAAAAAUGGGUCAGUGCUCAAUGCAAAUAAUAAAAUGCAGCAAAAACAGAUAGCAUAGCAGCAGGUUUACUAUUAUGACGGUUUGCAAUUUGAUGUCUAAUGUAAAGUCUGGAAUGGAUACUGAAGCAGUGUUCUAUCUUUAACCUCAAGACAACUGUAAUAAUCAUGAAUACAUGAAGUACAUAAUGUUUAGAUGCAAACUGCAGUGUAACAGCUCUAGUGUCCUUUUCAUGUUGUAAUGCUUUUUUACCAGUCAAGGAGCUGUAUUUAGAAUUUAGAAACCCUUCUUAUUAGUGGUGGACGUUAAGUGAACUGCAGCCAGCAAUUUAUAUGCUCGUGCUUGCCCUAGUGCACAUGUACAAGAGACUUAAGGCCAUUCAGUGCCCGAUAUACUCAUGAAGUACUUUUUUAGUUCUUUGCUUAGAAGUAAAAUAAUGCUGGAAAUAAAUUGGCUACCAAA
This is a messenger RNA of Carassius carassius (crucian carp), 1517 nucleotides long. Its product is annotated as retinol dehydrogenase 8. Gene Ontology annotation, molecular function: oxidoreductase activity. The record is from RefSeq and is a predicted model, not a curated record. NCBI's taxonomy places the organism in Eukaryota, Metazoa, Chordata, Actinopteri, Cypriniformes, Cyprinidae.